Molecule: messenger RNA, 3049 nt
Organism: Talpa occidentalis (Iberian mole)
Lineage: Eukaryota; Metazoa; Chordata; Mammalia; Eulipotyphla; Talpidae
Gene: CMTM6
Product: CKLF like MARVEL transmembrane domain containing 6
Cellular component (GO): membrane
Source: RefSeq, a predicted model, not a curated record
CUUCCGGGGCCGGUGAGAUCGGCGCAGACACUUCAUCGGCCGCCGCCUGCCCGGGCCCUGCGCGAUGGAGAACGGGCGGGUGUACGGUGACACCACAGAGGCGGAUCCGAACCGACAGGGGCCCCGAAGGAGCCUCGCCAGGUUCUUUUAUCUGGGCCGGCUGAGUCUGUUUCAGCGAGUGUUCAAACCCUUACAGCUGUUGCUAUCUCUGCUGGCCUUUAUCUGUGAAGAAGUGGUAUCACAGUGUACCUUGUGUGGAGGACUUUACUUUUUUGAAUUUGUAAGCUGCAGUGCCUUUCUCCUGAGUCUCCUGGUGCUGAUUGUGUACUGCACUCCAGUUUAUGAAAGAGUUGAUAAGGAUAAAGUCAAGUCAUCGGAUUUUUAUAUUACUGUGGUAACAGGAUGUGUGUUUUUGUUGGCGUCCAUCAUUUUUGUUUCCACGCAUGACAAGACCUCAGCUGAAUAUGCUGCAAUUGUAUUUGGAUUUUUGGCAAGUUUUAUGUUCCUGGCUGACUUUGGCAGUGCAUUCUAUGAAAAACGUCAGUCAUCCCAGCAGAGAAAACCUGAGACCACCCCUGGGGACACCCUCCAACAGCCACUUAAUGCCUAAAGACUCUAGGGUGCAGCUUUUACAUAAGGCAGUUAACUGUGGGUUACCCCAGCCCUGGCAGAGCGCUUUUGGAAAACUGUGGGAAGGGCAAGAAGGCAGUUUUAUCAAUAUUAGACUUUUUAUCAUCACCACAAAGUAGACAUCAAACAUCAAAUUGGAAUGGUUUUUUUGGAAUGGUUUUUUUUUUUUUUUUUUUUAAGAGGAAAGGGCAGUUGUUUCUUUAAAUCACACAGCUCAAAUGGCGAUAAAUUAUUUUGUCAUUUUUACUAAAUUUUUAUUAUGCUUUGUAGCUAUACAACAACAGCAUGAUUUAAUUCGUUUAGAAAUGGUUUCAUUUUAAAAUUAAUUUGCUUAGUUAAGAGUUUUUUGUGAUUUAAUGUAUUUAAGAGAUCAAUAUUUAAAAUUUCCCUUUUUCCCCCCCAUUUACUGUAUCUCAGCCUUAAAAUUAUACUGUAACAUUUUAGGAUAAUUAUCACUAACUUUUUUGAUACAUUCUUAAGAUCUCUGGGAGAGGUUGGUAUUUUAUAUAUAUAUAUAUAUAUAUAAACAGCAACAUCAGUACCCUCAUGUUUAUGCUGCAUUUUGGUUGUUGAUAUUAAGAAAAAAAACCAGAUUUUUAUAUGAUACAUAGAAAAAUGGAAGAAACUGCAUCACUAAGGACCAAAGAUAAGAGUUUUUGCACAAUAGAGAGAAUAAUUACACAAGCAGGCUUCGGCCACUUAUCAAAUGUCUGGAAAAGUUCACACUAUGAAUUAGAAAAUAUCAGUUCCCCAUUUGACUUAGGAUUAUUUCUACUGAAAUUAAUACAUCUUUGAAGCCAGUAUUCUUUUGAAACCCCCGCUUUUGACUUCCUGUCCUCGUCAUAAUGGUCUGUAUCCUGCUUCCUUGUCUGGCCGGGGUGGGCCUCUGGCUCCGACUAUUUGUUGGCACUUGUCUUCAAGUGCUCCGGGAUCAUCUAGGGCAUAGCCAGGACCUUUCAGGUUUUGUUUUUUCGUAUUGCUUUAGUUUUUCUUUGGAGGAGACCUUUUUAAAGGAAUUUGCUGGAGAAUCUUGCCCAGGUUAAUUCUGAUGUCUGUGUGGAGGCAGUCACGUCAUCCUCCAGAGACAUUUCAUAAACAGUUCUGGUAAUUUGGGAGAAUUGUUUUUGCUCGCAUAUUCUCUUUGAGCCAUCCAGACAGGACACGUGGGUUAGAAUCUUCCCCGAGGCCCUAGCAGGUGGUUCACAGACUUUGUCAUCUCCUAGAUUUUUGACUCAAGGCUAUUAAGACCGUGAACCCGUGCUCAGGUCCUGCAGUGCUUUGGUGGAGGUCUCCCAGGCUAGGUUUUCUGUCUGAAAUCAUGUUUCUAAUGAGACAGUUUAAUGACCAUCCUUUUUAAAUUUCUCGUCUGCUGUUUCUGUGUUUUAGAUGGGUUUCAGCUGUAUGAGUGUGGCUAAUGUGGUUCUCAAAAAUUGUCAUCAUGACCAGACCCAACUUCUCUGUAUUACUGACUCAGGACCUUAUCCCACUUGUGUCAGAAUUUGUAUACUAGUGCUGGUGGGUGUCACCACUACCUGCUUGGGAGAUAAUGACACCAAUCAGAUACUGUUUUUACUGGAUGUACCAUCUAAGAGAGGAGAAAUAGCCUGGGUCUUGUAUCCAAUAGAUUGGUUCAAAUAUACCUGGUUUAUGGUAGGCAAGCCCUGGAGUUUCAUACGAUCCAGUACCACUGCCAUUUUAAAUAUCAUCUUGACUUUGCUGAGAGGCACAGCAAAACAUCUGGGCUACCUCCGGUUCCUCCUUCCCCUCGCCCCUGCCCCAGUGCAUUGGGCUUAAUUGAAUUUGACAUAUGUCCUCAGGUGACGUCCACAUACAGCAUGUUGGCAUUGAACUUGAUCUCUUCGUGUUGAGGUCUUGCUUCCAUUUGAUUUCAUUGAUGCAGACGUGAACCUCAUAGCUGACCUCAUAAUCUUUUCCUUUUCAAUAUGUACACUGUUACUUUUGCUCACUAGACCUUUCUACAUGUGGUUUUUAGUCUCCCUCUUCUGUGGGAAGGCCUUAUUGAAAAAUAAACAUUGGGUAAAUAACUUUGAGAACUUGGGACCAAAACCACUGCUAUGUACAGAAAAUGUCAAUCAGUAAGCGCAAAUUAAAAAUUUUUUACUAACAACGAGGGCAAAUUUAAUUUGUUACAUUUCAUACAAAUAAACUAUUUAGAAUGGUUCUAAAAAUUAUGUACUUAUGCAAACAUUUUGUAAUUGCUAUGCUUAAAUUAUGUGCCUGGAGAUUGGGACAUUAUUUUUACACUGUUUAUAGCCAAUCAUUUUUGUAUUUAUCAAUUUAAAUUCUGUGGGGGUCAGGUUUUUUAUUAAAAAAUCUGAGUGUCUAAUUUUGUAGUCUUUUUAAGUAAAUCAAUUUUAUUAAAAUGUCCAUGUUUAGCAAAUGCUUUUUCUGAGUUCUG